AUGGACGUGUCGCAUAACCGGCUGAGAUGCCAGGACCUCGGCCUGAAAACCCACUUGGACCAACUGGACCAGCAGGUCAGUGAGCUGCAGCUCGACAUGUGCAGGACGUCCACCGAGGGCCCCGACGGCGACAGUCGGCCCAGCUCAGGCUUCUACGAGAUGAGCGAUGGCGGCUCCUGCUCCCUGUCUGCCUCCUGCACAUCCGUGUGCAGCGAUCGCCUGUCCUCUUCCCUGGGCACUUUGCUGCCCAGCGCCCCGCAGGCCAGGACCAGCGCAGGGGACUGCCGGCCCUGGUCGGCCGAUGACACCACCAUGUGCGGGGGGCCCCUGUCUGUGUGGGGACUUCAGGCCACUGAGGAUGGCGCAGGCCCCUCACGGCCCAGGCCCGUGUCCACAGGGACGGGAGAGCUGGGGAGGGUGGGGGCCCCAUCCAGGCGGUGGGGCGGCUGUGGGCGUGCACCCCCAGGUCCCAUCCAGGCGGUGGGAUGCGAGCACAGCGGGAGCCUCGACACCAUGUCCACGUUGCUUCUCCGCCGCGGGCUAGGCCCCCUGCCCCUCAGGCUGGACCCCAAGUACCAGCGUGACCUGGUGUCCAAGGGGGGCAGGGAGGUGUACCUGUACCCCAGCCCCCUGCACGCGGUGGCUCUGCAGAGCCCCCUCUUUGCUCUGCCCACGGACACCCCUCAGAGGGACAGCCCCCCGCAGCCCUCCAGCCAGCCCCUUCCCGGCCACUCAGGGCCACGCCCCAUCCGGACGGGACCGCUCCCCGAGGCUGGCGCAGCCCGAGCCUACAUAGACAAGCUGCUUGGACGGCGGGGCCCAGGGCGCACCCCAAGGGGCCAUGUGGGUGAGCAGGGACCCCCAUCCCAGAGAGCAGAGACUGAGCGUCACCCAGAGGGGCUGACCUGCUCCCCAAGAAGAGCAGACGUGGGAGGGGGGGCUCUGAGGAGGGACACAGGUGGGAAUAGCCUUGAGCAGCGGGGACCUGCGCCCUGUGGGAGCCCGCUGCCCCCCAGCAGCCUUCCGGAGGAGGGACAGAGACCCCCCCGUAGCUGCAUCCAUGCGGGGACCAUUCCGGGCUCCCCUCAGCUGGGGGGUGCACCCCGGGCUCCGCAGGCCGCUCCUACCAGCCGGGAGGGCACAGCCAGGCUGUCCACCAGGAUGGGCCCGGGGCCCUGUGUGCACCCCCAUUCUGUCGUCUGCAGCGCUGCCCCAAUGGGGCUGCGAAUGGGCCAGAAGCCUGGCCCCCCCACCACAAAGGCUGUGAAGAUGGGGAGGAGGGCCAGGCCCAGGCCGCCCCACAGGCACCCGCAGGCCAGGAGCGAGUCUGGCUCCAAGCACUCGGCCGAGUGUGCCUCCCUCUUCCACUCCACCAUCACCGAGACCAGCAAGGACAGGGCCAGUGACCACACGGCCGGCCGCUUUGGGGACCAGGAGUCCAGUGGCAGCAAUGCGGAGGGCGGUGUCCAGGACGUGGGCAGCCGGCCGGCCUGGCCUGGGACGAGCCACCCCCAGCAUCUGCGCACCCCUGGCUCCCGGCCACCCCUGUCCCCGGUGCCCAAGCUCUGCCACAUCAAGGCCUCCAAGGCCCUGAAGAAGAAGAUCUGCCGGUUCCAGCCCACUGCGCUGAAGGUCAUGACCCUGGUGUGAACCUGCUGUGCUGAAGGUCAUGACCCUGGUGUGAACCUGCUGUGUUGAAGGUCAUGACCCUGGUGUGAACCUGCUGCCCUGAGGGUCAUGACCCUGGUGUGAACCUGCUGUGCUGAAGGUCAUGACCCUGUGUGGGGCCAGGCAACCCGACCUGUGUUCCAGAAGCCGUCCUCCUGAGGAUCAGGGUUGUUGGGAGGGUGUGACAGGCUCAGAGGGGCCUCCCAGGGCCGAGGACAAAGUCCAGCGUGUUCGCCUUUUUAUAUGCGGAUGUGGGUUCUCCCAUGUUGUUGCCCAUUUGUGGUCUGAAGUUCCGCUUGGAAAAGUGGCCGUCACUCCAGGAGUGGAGGGAGGAGCAGGUGCCAGGCUGGGUGGAGGGUCCCCGAGCCCUGGGCGCCUCCCGCCCCAUCAGACAUCGGAGAACACAAACUGUGGGGUCUCACAAGCCGCCUGCAGACACAGACUCGCCCAGGCGCUCAGGCGUCUGCCGCCACCAGGGUGGCCACCUCGGUCCUGCUCCCGUCCCUGCAAAGCAUCUUCCUCCGGGCUCGGCGGCCGGACGCCUGCGGGAAACUGGGUGGGACGGGACCCCCAUGUCCGUCUCAGGUGAAUAAACCCAGGAUUUGCCAUU
Messenger RNA from Myotis brandtii (Brandt's bat), 2278 nucleotides. RefSeq names its product dishevelled-binding antagonist of beta-catenin 2 (gene DACT2). NCBI's taxonomy places the organism in Eukaryota, Metazoa, Chordata, Mammalia, Chiroptera, Vespertilionidae. Gene Ontology annotation, cellular component: cytoplasm. The transcript is spliced from 5 exons. The record is from RefSeq and is a predicted model, not a curated record. Gene Ontology annotation, biological process: negative regulation of nodal signaling pathway. The coding region runs from base 1 to 1650 and encodes 549 amino acids.